This is a messenger RNA of Hansenula anomala, 1131 nucleotides long. RefSeq names its product Ncs6p (gene NCS6). NCBI's taxonomy places the organism in Eukaryota, Fungi, Ascomycota, Saccharomycetes, Phaffomycetales, Wickerhamomycetaceae. Gene Ontology annotation, cellular component: cytosolic tRNA wobble base thiouridylase complex; mitochondrion. The transcript has a single exon. The coding region runs from base 1 to 1131 and encodes 376 amino acids. Gene Ontology annotation, biological process: tRNA wobble position uridine thiolation. Gene Ontology annotation, molecular function: tRNA binding. The record is from RefSeq and is a predicted model, not a curated record.
AUGUCCACAGGUGCUCCAAAGCCAAAGCUUUCACAACUUUGUGAACUAUGUCAUUGUCGUAAAGCCAUGAUCAAAAGACCAAAAAAUUUACAAAAAAUUUGUAAAUUAUGUUUCUAUAAUGUUUUCGAAACAGAAAUCCAUAAUACUAUAGUUAAUAGUAACUUAUUCUAUCCUGGUGAAAAAAUUGCAGUUGGUGCUUCUGGUGGUAAAGAUUCAACAGUAUUGGCAUAUAUCCUAAAGCUACUAAAUGAAAGAUAUAACUAUGGAGUGGAGAUUGUAUUAUUAAGUAUUGAUGAAGGUAUUGUUGGGUAUAGAGAUGAUUCAUUAGCAACUGUGAAGCGUAAUAAAGAACAAUAUAACUUACCAUUAGAGAUUAUUUCAUAUAAGGAUCUAUAUAAUUGGAGUAUGGAUGAGAUUGUUAGUUGUGCAGGUAUUAGAAACAGUUGUACAUAUUGCGGUGUUUUGAGAAGACAAGCAUUGGACAGAGGUGCUGCUAAGCUUGGGAUUCACCAUGUUGUUACAGGUCAUAAUGCGGAUGAUAUGGCAGAAACUGUGUUGAUGAAUCUUUUGAGGGGGGAUGUUGCAAGAUUAGAGAAAUCUACAGCUAUUAUGACUUCAAGUUCAGGUUCUCCAAUCAAAAGAUCAAAGCCUUUCAAAUAUUCAUAUCAAAAAGAGAUUGUGCUUUAUGCCCAUUAUAAAAAAUUGGAUUAUUUCUCUACAGAAUGUACAUAUGCCCCAGAAGCUUUUAGAGGGACUGCUAGAGAAUUGAUGAAGAAUUUAGAAGCUAUUAGACCAAGUUGUAUUAUUGAUAUUAUUCAUUCAGGAGAGAAUUUUGUAUUGAGAGAAAAGAAACAAAGACAACAAUUUAGAAAGAAUCCAAAGGCUAACAACGCUGUUAGUAAUGAAAUUGAAGUUAGAGCUGAUGGUUCGGUCUCUUUGAACAGUAAAGGGGGAUUUGUGGAUGGUAAUAGAUGUGAGAAGUGUGGUUAUCUAUCAAGUAAUAGAAUUUGUAAAGCCUGUAUGUUGUUGGAAGGUUUAGAAAUGAAUAGAGCUAAAGUUUCAAUUGAUGGUAAUUCCUCAGUUGAUGGUGCAGCCAAAAUGACUAGAACUUUAGAGAAGCUUACAUUUUGA